This is a messenger RNA of Tripterygium wilfordii, 432 nucleotides long. RefSeq lists its product as uncharacterized. The record is from RefSeq and is a predicted model, not a curated record. Bases 1 to 432 code for a protein of 143 amino acids. The transcript has a single exon. Lineage: Eukaryota; Viridiplantae; Streptophyta; Magnoliopsida; Celastrales; Celastraceae.
AUGGGCAGCGAGGUGAAGUGGCCGUCUAAGAAAGAGACUGAAGGAUGGAAAGACCCCAAGAAGUGGUGUGACUUUCAUCAGGACAUUGGCCACACUACUCCUGAUUGCAGAGGCCUUAGAUACGAAGUGGAUUACCUGUUGAAAAGAGGUCACCUCAGAGAGUUGCUCUCUGAGCGCGGUAGAGCAAUCUGGGAAAAGAGGAAAGUCGAUGACCCAGAAGCAUUGCCACCGCCGCCACCAGUUACUCAAACCUACUGUGUGAUUUCUGGGGGAUCAGAGAUCAGUGGAUUGUCCCACACCUCUGCCAAGAAGCACGAGAAGGAAGCAGCAAACCCAGCUACUAGAAUGGCACAAUCCCUGGGAAUUUUCACUAACCAGGUGAUGGUCUUCACGGACGAUGAAGCUACCCAACUAUUACACCCGCACCAUUGA